AUGAACUCUGGGAACGAUAGCUGGCACUCCCCUGCUGGCGGGCCUCCGCCGCACCCUAGCAUGGAUCAGAUGAACCAACAGAGGCCCUUGGGGUCUUUCAAUCAAAAUCCUCCGAAUCAAGGCCCGGGCUCGCAGCCCUCCGGACCUGUCCUCCCCCUCCAGGCGUCGAGCGGACACUCCCUUCCCGGGUUGGCAGAAUUGAGCCAGAGCCACGGGGCUCCGCACCAGCCAACUUACGGACAACACCCGCAGGGCCCAUCUCACGGCUCUGGCCACUCUCUUCCCGGAAUUGGCCAGGCCAUGCAGCAUGCAUCCCCCCAGUCUAUGAACCGCGAGCGCGAGCGUGACUCGAGGGAGCGCGAAAUCCUCGAACGCCAGCGCCAGGAAGAGAUGGCCCACCGGGAACGCGAACAGAUGGAGCGCCAGCAGAUGGAACGCCAGCGCGAACACCACCCGGUCCAGAGCCACACGGGCUCUAUCCCUCUCCACCAGCCGGUCGCAUCGAAGGUCCCGAACUCUAUCCAUGGCCCGAACGGUCUUCUUUCGAGUCUCGGUAACGCCCAGCCCAACGGCCCCCAGGGAAAUGUACAGGCUUCCGGUGGCCCGGCUAGUCUAUUCGGCCCGCAGAUGUCGCAGCACGGCGAGGGUACACCGCGUUCAUACAUGCAGCACCCGGGUGGCCCACCCAUGAUGGGUUACAAUGGACAAGGGCAGCAAAUCCCUGGAAAUGUAGCAGCCCUUGCUCAGGGCCAGCAGCCGAUUCUGAACGUCAGUCUUCGACUUCCCUCUGAAUUCUUCGAAAUUUACUCUAACCCAGGUUUCGUCAUACAGGAUGCCCUCAGCUAUUUGGAUCAGGUCAAAGUGCGAUUUGUUGACCAGCCCGACGUGUAUAAUCGGUUCCUGGACAUUAUGAAAGAUUUUAAGAGCCAGGCGAUUGAUACUCCGGGCGUGAUUCAACGGGUGUCGACUCUUUUCAAUGGCCACCCGGCCUUGAUUCAAGGUUUCAACACCUUUUUGCCCCCUGGAUAUCGCAUUGAAUGCGGUACCGAGGAUAACCCGGAUGCCAUUCGGGUGACUACGCCCUCUGGCACGAACACCCUGAGCAUGCCUCGCGCCGGACGUCCCUUCGAGACUGUCACUGAGACCACAGCUCCAUCUGGAGGACUCGGUCCUCAUGGCCGCGCUGAGUACUAUGACCAGUCCCGCCCCGGUUGGCAGCAGGGUCAACAGCAGCAGCAGGGCCAGCAGCAUGGUGCGCCUGGAUCAUACUCGCCUGGCUCUCGGAUGAUGGCCCCGGGUAUGUAUCAGCAGGAAGGUCAAGGCCCCGCACAAGAUCCUCACUACGCCUACCAAAGUCAAGAGGCUCAGGGUGCUUCGGCUCUGUCUCACCAGCAGGAUCAUCGUGGUGUUGCUCAGCUGCAGGGUGCUGCUUCAGCGGCCUCUGGCAUGGGAAGACCUGGCAUGAUGCAGGUUUCCGGUCCCGGUGGAAAUGCCAGCUUGACCCAGCCUUUGAACAGCCUGGCUGGUGUUGGUGGUAUGCUUCAAGGCGGACAUGCUGAUCUGAACAAGCGUGGCCCCGUUGAAUUCAACCAUGCCAUCAGCUAUGUGAACAAGAUAAAGAACCGCUUCUCCAGCGCCCCAGAGAUCUACAAACAGUUCCUCGAAAUCUUGCAGACCUACCAGCGCGAGUCAAAACCCAUCCAGGAUGUCUAUGCGCAGGUCACUCAUUUGUUCAACACUGCUCCUGACCUCCUUGAAGACUUCAAGCAGUUCUUGCCCGAGUCUGCCGCACAUGCUAGACAGGUCGAGCGGCAACGCGCUGCAGAGAAUAUUCCUGUCAGCGACCUUCGCAGUGGACCCGGCGAUUUCCCCUCGCAGACACCUAGCCGUGACGUCAAAAUGCCCCCUCUCGGCCAGUUCAAUGUCAAGGAUUCUGGCAAAGAAAACAAGAAGCGCAGGGGUGGACCUGGCAUUACUGGCUCCGUGUCUGGGCCUUCAGGCGUUGAUGCCGCCCGCAUGCCUGAUGCUCAAGUCCGUGGCCAGCCAGGAUCAUUUGGCAAUCUCUCCAAGAGACAAAAGCACACUCAUGGCCGGCCAUCCGGCGCUGAUAUCCCUAACGUUUCGCCGACUCUGAUCCCAGCCCUCCCUGAGCCUGUCCCACCUACUAUGUUGACGACUCCCAGUCAAGAGGAGAUUGCCUUCUUCGAUCGCGUGAAGAAGUUCAUCGCCAACAAGCAGAUCUUCAGCGACUUUUUAAAGCUGUGCAAUCUGUACACUAACGAUCUGAUCGACCGCUUUAUUCUGGUCAAGAGGGCUGAAGGUUUCAUUGGCUCAAAUGCCGAGCUGAUGAGCUGGUUCAAGCGAUUCAUGAAUGUCGAAGAACCCGAAGACAAGACCAUCGAUCCCAAGCCUAAGACAGAGUCUGGUUUGGUGAACCUUGCACACUGCCGGUCUUUGGGCCCAAGCUAUCGACUGCUUCCCAAGAGAGAGAGACAAAAGGCCUGCAGUGGUCGUGAUCAAUUGUGCUUCGAGGUUCUGAAUGACGAAUGGGCUUCACACCCUACUUGGGCUUCCGAGGACUCUGGAUUUGUUGCACACAGAAAGAACCAGUUCGAGGAUGCUCUUCACCGCAUUGAAGAAGAUCGUCACGACUAUGACCACCACAUUGAGGCCUGUGUUCGCACGAUUCAGCUUAUCGAGCCUAUUGUCCAGCAGUUCCUUCACAUGUCCGAGCUCGAGCGUGCCAACUUCAAGUUGCCACCCGGCCUUGGUGGUCAGAGCGAAGCCAUUUACCAGCGUGUGAUCAAGAAGGUAUAUGAUCGCCAGCGUGGCGAGAAGAUCAUUCGUGAUAUGUUCGAGCGUCCUUGCGCGGUUUUGCCUAUCGUUCUCUACCGCCUCAAGCAGAAGCUCGAGGAAUGGAAGGCAUGCCAGCGCGAGUGGGACAAGGUCUGGCGUGAACAGAUGCAAAGAGCCUACUGGCGUAGUCUCGACCACCAGGCCAUUGCUACCCGCCAGACGGACAAGAAACUGUUCAUUGCUAAGAACAUUCAACAGGAUCUUCAGGCCAAGUUUGAAGAGACCCAGAGCCGUCGGAAGAGUGGCCUGAACCCGCCCAAGUACCAGAGCCAGAUGGAGUUCAAGGAUAUGGAUGUCCUUUUGGAUACUACCCACCUCCUUUGUUUGUACAUCGACCGGACUACCUCCGGCUUUGGUGCUGACCCGGUGCGUCUCAUCAACUUCAUUAAAGAUUUCGUCCCUAGUUUCUUCGGCUUGGACCGUGAGACGUUCCUCGAUUACAUGGAUGAGCUUUCGGUCAGCGCUACUCCCGCUGAGGAGCUGGAAGAUAAUUUUGGCCCCGAUGAUGCUUCGAACGUUAGCCGGAAGGUUGUCAACACGCAGAAGCUGGAUCUCUUGCGUGAGGCCCUCGAGCGCCGAGUCGAGAAGAGCAACACCAAUGGCCAGCCCAAGGAUGAUGCUCCUGCUAUUAGCCAACAGCCUACCCCCGAGGUCCGGGCUGUCUCCACGGCGGCUUCUGAGGCCGAGGAAUCUUUCGAUGUUGCUGAGCUGAAGUGGAUGUCGCAUCCUGACCAGGGCAACUUCAACCUGGAGCGCGAGUACACUCUCAAUGAGAAGUACAAGAAGACUGUUCAUCACAUGUAUUGCAAUUUGAACAUCCUGUGCUUCUUGCGCACAUUUGAGAUCUUGUACGCUCGCCUGCUGCGUAUCAAGCAGCAGGAAGCCGAAGCCCGCGAGCAGGUACGCCGGGGUCUGCUACCCAAGCCUGCACACGAGUUGUGUCUGAUCGAUCGUUUCCCGGGUGAUUUCUUCUACGAUGUUGAACUCAACGCCAACCUCUACAAGCAGAUCGUCCGCAUGUGCGAGGAAGUUAUCAAGGGAGAUAUUGACCAGAUCCAUCUUGAGGAGACACUCCGUCGCUUCUACAUGCAGAGCGGUUACUUGCUGUACAACUUGGAGCGCAUCUUCUCUUCCAUCACAAAGUUCGUGGCCUCGAUCUUUACCGGGGACUCUAGGGACCGCAGCUCGGAUAUCGCGAACUUGUUCCUCAAGGAGCGGGAGAAGGAAGAGACCACUCACCAUCAAGAGAUCCAGUAUCGCAAGCAAGUAGAAAGGCUGGUUAAGGAUGGCGAUAUCUACCGUGUCACUUACAUCCCAUCAGAGCGCCGCCUCACCAUCCAAGUGAUGUCCGCCGAAGACUCCACGCUCGACCGCGAGGAUCUCAGCUCUGAAGCCCGCUGGUCAUACUACGUGACCGCCUACUCCAUGCGCGACCCGACCGAAGGCGUACAAUUCUCCGAAAUGCGCAUGCCCUUCUUAAAGCGCAGCCUCCCAAGCAAGCUCGACGAAGACGAGGAAUACGACCGCUACUACCGUCGUCUCCAACACUUCGAUGGCCUGAUCAUCCGCAUUUGCGCCAACAAUUAUACCAUCCUGUACCAGCCCCCAAGCCACGACUGGUUCUGGCGCUCGACGGCCCCGGCCAUCGACAAGGACGCCGAUGCCGAGACCGUCAAGGCUAAGCAGGAAGACGCAGCUAAGGAGAAGGCUGCGGUCCGCGAAAAGCGCCACGACCGCUUCGUCGAGAAGUUUGUUAAUAAUCCGAACUGGGCGCGCGGGUUGAGCAAGGAUAAGGUCGAUGAGUCGAAUCAGCAGUUCCGCUCUUGGUUGAAUGGUACACUGUCCAAGGAUAAGGAGUCGCCGACGCCCGCCGAGGAAAUCCAGGAACACAAGGAAAUCGCCGAGAAGAGCGAACCGGCGGAUACCGAAAUGGCCGACGCCGGGGCUGAAGCGUGA
Molecule: messenger RNA, 4812 nt
Organism: Penicillium atrosanguineum
Lineage: Eukaryota; Fungi; Ascomycota; Eurotiomycetes; Eurotiales; Aspergillaceae
Product: transcriptional regulator SIN3
Exons: 5
Coding region: 1-4812 (1603 amino acids)
Biological process (GO): negative regulation of transcription by RNA polymerase II
Cellular component (GO): chromatin; Sin3-type complex
Molecular function (GO): transcription corepressor activity
Source: RefSeq, a predicted model, not a curated record